Laetiporus sulphureus 93-53 is the source of this 1239-nucleotide messenger RNA. Its product is annotated as arsenical-resistance protein ACR3. Bases 1 to 1200 code for a protein of 399 amino acids. Gene Ontology annotation, cellular component: plasma membrane. Gene Ontology annotation, molecular function: antiporter activity; antimonite transmembrane transporter activity; arsenite transmembrane transporter activity. The transcript is spliced from 4 exons. The record is from RefSeq and is a predicted model, not a curated record. NCBI's taxonomy places the organism in Eukaryota, Fungi, Basidiomycota, Agaricomycetes, Polyporales, Laetiporaceae. Gene Ontology annotation, biological process: arsenite transport; antimonite transmembrane transport.
AUGAAGAAAUUGAGCCUCAUGGACAAGAUUCUGACACCGGCAAUCCUGGUCGCGAUGAUCGUCGGAGUCGUUAUUGGGGAAUUCGUCCCAAACGUCCAGCCAGCCUUCGACACAGCGCGCUUCGCCAGCGUGUCCGCCCCCAUAGCAGUGGGGCUUAUCGUGAUGAUGUGGCCCAUCCUCACCAAGGUGCAGUAUGAAGCUCUCCCGCGUAUCCUGCCCACACGCACUAUGGCAGUGCACAUCCUCCUCUCGCUCUUCCUCAACUGGAUCAUCGCCCCAUUCGUCAUGCUAGCCUUCGCAUGGGCCACGCUGCCAGACCUUCCGACGUAUCGAACAGGCGUGAUCAUGGUCGGUCUUGCGCGCUGCAUCGCCAUGGUCAUGGUCUGGAACCAGCUUGCGCGGGGCGACGCCAACUAUUGUGCCAUCCUAGUCGUCGUCAACAGCAUCCUGCAAAUUGCCCUGUACUCGCCAUAUGCAGUUUGGUUCGUGAACAUCAUGGGAGGUGCCGGUACAGAUAUACAUGUGUCGUAUGGAAGGGUGGCCAUCUCCGUCCUCAUCUAUCUCGGUAUCCCGCUUGGGGCGGGACUCCUGACGCGCGCUCUCCUGCUAUACUUCACCUCGCGGCAAUUCUUGACGGAGCGUUUCCUUCCCGUGAUCUCCCCGUUAGCUCCACUCGGCCUGCUGUACACAGUGAUCGUGCUGUUCGCAUAUCAAGGGCACCACAUCAUACACAACAUCGGCCAUGUCUUCCGUGUCAUCGUACCGCUCGUCCUGUACUUCACCGUGAUGUGGGCGGGCACAUUCGCAUUCGUGUGGUGGCUCGGCCGGCGAGCGCUUGCGAAGGGACAGAGAGACAGCGAACGAUGGAGCUACGAAAUGGCCGUGGUACAGAGCUUCACCGCAGGAAGCAACAACUUUGAACUUGCGAUAGCCGUCACGAUUGCCGUGUACGGUGUGGGCUCCGACCAAGCUCUGGCGGCGACGAUCGGCCCGCUGGUUGAGGUCCCCGUGCUGCUAGCACUGACGUGGUUAGCCCUUUAUCUUGGGCGAGCACUGCGUUGGGCGGGAGGGCAGAUAGAAGAUGGAGAUCAACAAGGAGCAAAUGAAGCGAGAGAUGUAGAGGCAAGUGGAGCUGUGUCUGCAGAGGGAGGCACAAACGGGUUCGAAAAGUCCCUGCAAGUUGAUGAGAAAAGCGACUGAAUGGAUCGUGCGUGUGUGCGUACCGUGUAGGUCAAUUGU